AUGGCAGUCCAGACAGGUCUCGACUAUAUGCGUUCGCGCACACUAGUUGACUGUGAUACGAUGGACGAUGAAGUCGCCAAAGCCCUGGGACCAUUCCAGGACUGCACUUCCAACCAAGCUAUUGCACUCGGUGAACUUUCUAAGCCAGCACGAGCUGAAGUCAUUGCUGCGUCGUGGAUAGAUGCGAAGACAUUGCAUCCGAAGCACCCUUCCAUCAGCGUCGAAGAAUUAGCUGUCGACAUUGCGAUGGUUAGACUGGCCAUGGGAAUGGCAAAACACAUUCAUGGACGUGUGCAUGUACAGGUUAAUCCCUACUACUCGUACUCGUCGGAGAAGAUUGUCAUCAAUGCACUCCGAAUUGUGCAAUUGUUCCAGCAUGUCCAGCCAGGCUUUGACAACGAUCGCAUUUGUAUCAAGAUUCCGAGUACAUGGGAAGGAAUGAUGGCCUGCCGCACGCUUGAGUUAGCUGGUGUGCGUACUUUAGCGACUACUCUGUUCAGCAUGGCUCAAGCUGUACUCGCAGCCGAAGUUGGUUGCACUUAUAUCGCGCCCUAUGUCAACGAAUUGAAGGUGCAUGUCGAAGCAGGUUACGUGGAUAAUGCAAAAUUGCUCCCGCUUUGCGCUGCCAUCCAGAAAUACUACCAGUCCAUCGAUUCGCCCCCUCUAGUCCUCCCUGCUAGCUUAACUUCGGUCGAGGAGAUCUUCUUGCUUGCUGGGGUGGACCAUCUCACUAUUUCGCCGAGUUUGUUGACACAAUUGACUCAGCCUUUCGCAGGAAAUGUGCAGUCGCUACUUGAUGUUGCACCGACACUCCCAGUCCCGGCACCGGGGAUCUCUUACAUCAAUGAUCCCAGCCUCUACCAGAUCACAUUUGCCCGAGACCUGCACGGUGCUAGUCAGAUCAAGCUAACCGAGUUCGCCUGCAAGAUGUUCCCAUCGCAGGCGGCUAAUUUUAACAUUGAGGCCCUUAGCGGCAUUUGUGGAUCGAUUUCUAUUGCCUGCUGGGUUGUAGUUUUCUCUCCUCAAAUCAUCGAGAACUUCCGACGUGGCUCUGCUGAUGGCCUUUCUCUCAUCUUCCUUAUCAUCUGGUUGGCUGGCGAUGUGUUCAACAUCUUAGGUGCCGUGCUACAGGGCGUGCUCCCUACCAUGAUCAUCCUUGCAGUGUACUACACAUUAGCAGAUAUUGUUCUACUGGGACAGUGCUUUUACUACCGGGGUUUCAACCUCAAGGAAGAGCUAUCGCCCUCGUCCACACCAGACCUUUUCGCAACCAACGGUACUUCCGAUGCGGAGCGCAAUGGUGCAGAACAUCAACCAGAGCCAACGGAGAGAUCAUCCCUCAUCCCGAAGCCCAGCCCCCAAGACACAAAUGUAACCGGACAGUUGCCCCAGGACCGCAAUCGCCCACUUUCCGACGGAAGACGGCAUUCGGCAACCUCUUUCCAUGAUAUCUUCCACCCAUCGGUAGAUGGCACCCACCUAUCACCCGCAACGCCCUUCAUCGAGCCAACGACCGAUUCCGCACGGCGACGUGCUCAACGCGCCCGUCGCCGCCGCAUCUCCGCCCUCCAAUCAAUCCUUUUCAACCUUACCGCCGUCGCUCUAGUCUGUGCUGCAGGUGUACUAGGUUGGUUCGUCAGCCCGGCCGCAAAGUCCUCACCAGACCCGGAACCUCUCGCUAUGGAUGUUCUGGGUCAAGUAUUCGGCUAUUUCUGCGCAGUUUUGUAUCUUGGGUCACGCCUGCCCCAACUGCUCUUGAACUACCGCCGCAAAUCAACGGAUGGUGUUUCACUACUGUUCUUCCUCUUUGCUUGCAUCGGGAACCUGACUUACGUUCUCUCUAUUCUGGCUUACUCGCCUAUUUGCCAUGGUGGGUCUCCUGAAGAGAUCAUGGGCCAUCGUCACCGUGCACAGUGUCGUCCUGGUGAGGCGGCUGCGCUGUAUGGCCGGUAUGUAUUGGUGAACUUGUCGUGGUUGGUCGGCAGUGCUGGCACGCUGCUGUUGGAUAUGGCGAUCUUUACUCAAUUCUUCCUGUACCAUGAUAUCAAGGUUGACGAGGACGAAGAGUAG
Penicillium griseofulvum is the source of this 2070-nucleotide messenger RNA. RefSeq names its product Aldolase-type TIM barrel. Lineage: Eukaryota; Fungi; Ascomycota; Eurotiomycetes; Eurotiales; Aspergillaceae. Gene Ontology annotation, cellular component: fungal-type vacuole membrane. The transcript has 8 exons. Gene Ontology annotation, biological process: basic amino acid transmembrane export from vacuole; carbohydrate metabolic process. The record is from RefSeq and is a predicted model, not a curated record. The coding region runs from base 1 to 2070 and encodes 689 amino acids.